UCAAAUGCUUUUGGAGUUGACGACCACCGCAAACACAUCGGUCGCUCUAUAGUGUACUCUGUCCAUUUUUAACUUUGCCCUCAUGUAAAUCCAAUAACAAGAUCGAUAAGUAUUGUUUAAAGGAUCCGAUUAGCCCUCAGAGCAUAGGAGAUUUUCAGAGGUAGACAAAAUGAAGAUGUUCUAUUUUCCCUUGGCCGGCAUAUUGAUUUUCCGUUCAGCAGACUUCACUCCACUUUUCUUGGCAUCUUCCUUGCCUUCACUUCUCCUUUGCUUUCUGUUCUUUCCUCCUUUCCGCUCUAGGCGAUUACUCAUCAGAGCUGAGUGCCGGACCGAGACACUUCAAAUAGAACGCUUGGGUAGCUGCUUCUGCGCUAGGCGGCCUGGGCUCAAAAAUGGCCUGAUUUCUCCGUCACGUGCAACCUUCACGUCGAGGCCAUCUGCUCCAACCCAAUCACAAGCUGCCCAUGUCAACGUCGAAGGAAUUCCUUCCAGACUUGAGACUUUGCACUGUCAGGUCGGCCUGCAAACCUUAUCUUUGGAGUCCAGACAAAGCGAGCACUCCCGUGCUGCAGUGGGGCAAAGGGCUCGCUCUGCUUCUGCUGAUGCCACUGCAGACCGGCCACAAGAGUGCGCUUCCUGAACACAAAUAUGAGCUUAAGCAAUUCAUCCUCGAUCCGCAAUAGUUCGAGUUGUGCCGCAGAGAGUUGUCCGUAAUCCGUAUUGCGGACGUGGCUCUCUCCCACAACGGGUCAUAUACCCCCGUCUCGUCACUUUUCUCAGCCCAUUCAAGUGCUACCAGGGGCUCAGCAUGCGCUCGGGAGAUUUGCUAUUGGAAGUGGAAGGAAAGC
Mollisia scopiformis is the source of this 848-nucleotide messenger RNA. RefSeq lists its product as uncharacterized. The record is from RefSeq and is a predicted model, not a curated record. The coding region runs from base 170 to 640 and encodes 156 amino acids. The transcript has a single exon. Lineage: Eukaryota; Fungi; Ascomycota; Leotiomycetes; Helotiales; Mollisiaceae.